Messenger RNA from Chrysoperla carnea, 862 nucleotides. It is a transcript of the gene snRNP-U1-C, whose product is annotated as U1 small nuclear ribonucleoprotein C. Gene Ontology annotation, cellular component: nucleus; U1 snRNP. The transcript has a single exon. Gene Ontology annotation, biological process: mRNA splicing, via spliceosome; spliceosomal snRNP assembly; mRNA 5'-splice site recognition. NCBI's taxonomy places the organism in Eukaryota, Metazoa, Arthropoda, Insecta, Neuroptera, Chrysopidae. The coding region runs from base 339 to 824 and encodes 161 amino acids. Gene Ontology annotation, molecular function: pre-mRNA 5'-splice site binding; zinc ion binding. The record is from RefSeq and is a predicted model, not a curated record.
AUGAAAUUGAAUCGUUUAAGGUGAAAGGAAACUGAUUAAAAACAAGAAUUUCAUGUAUUUUAAAUACAUAAUUAAUUUACUUAAUUGUGUUUAUAUUAAUUUAUACUGCAAAUUAAUUAAUACUCAAAAUAUAUGACAUCGAAUAAAUAUAACCUAAAAAAUCUAAGCUUUUUGAAGUGGAGCUUUGGUAAAUGAAAUUUGGCUAUAAAGUGAUCGUGAAAUAAUUAAUUUGGCAAAGUUAUUAAAAGUUUCAGUUCCAUAUUAGUUAAUAGAAUAAUCUGAUUAUAAGUGAAUUAAUAAUUUCUUUACAACAUAACCGGGGGCCACAUAACCUAAAAAUGCCAAAAUAUUAUUGUGAUUAUUGCGAUACAUACCUAACACACGAUUCACCAAGUGUAAGAAAAACUCAUUGUACAGGGCGUAAACAUAAAGACAAUGUUAAAUUUUACUACCAAAAAUGGAUGGAAGAACAAGCACAACAUUUAAUCGAUGCUACAACGGCCGCUUUCAAAGCUGGUAAAAUAGCAAAUAAUCCAUUUGCGGCUGUUCCACCAGGUGCUAAAGGUGUUGCUAUACCACCACCAAAUCAAAUGGCUGCUAUGGGUCAAAGACCACCUGGACCACAAGGUAUGAUGCCACCACCAGGUAUGGCACCGCCUGGUGGUCCUAUGCCACCUAUGAUGAUGGGACCACAUGGACCAAUGCCGCCAAUGAUGGGAAUGAGACCACCAAUGAUGGGACCGAUGAUGGGUCCACCAAUGAUGGGACCCAUGGGUCCAAUGCGACCACCUAUGAUGAAUCCACCAUCGUCCAUCAAGAAUUAAUAUUUUAAUUUAAAUUAAUUUAUGUAAAUAAUUUUAUG